Wyeomyia smithii (pitcher-plant mosquito) is the source of this 2210-nucleotide messenger RNA. Its product is annotated as zinc finger protein 345-like. The transcript is spliced from 2 exons. Lineage: Eukaryota; Metazoa; Arthropoda; Insecta; Diptera; Culicidae. Gene Ontology annotation, cellular component: nucleus. Gene Ontology annotation, biological process: regulation of transcription by RNA polymerase II. The coding region runs from base 104 to 2077 and encodes 657 amino acids. Gene Ontology annotation, molecular function: DNA-binding transcription activator activity, RNA polymerase II-specific; RNA polymerase II cis-regulatory region sequence-specific DNA binding; zinc ion binding. The record is from RefSeq and is a predicted model, not a curated record.
UUUUGCAGAAUGCAUCUGGCAUCUCUGCAUACAAAUAUUAUUAAAUAUUAACAAGUAAACAGACGAAAUUAUCCUCAAGUGUUUGCCAAAAAAUUUACUACAAAUGGCCUGCUGUGUGCAACGGUGCGCUGGCGGGUCCCAGUUGGUGGAUUUCCCGCAGGACCUCUGGUUGCAAAAGCGCUGGUGGGAUGCUAUUCGAGAAGGAACCGGCGAAACGCAAACCCCACCCAAGCAGGAAGCGUGCGUCCGCAAAAUAUGCCUCUCCCAUUUUGUACAACCGGAGGUUUUAAUCUACCAGGAACCGACGCGUUUUGUCAACAAACUGGGACAACCGGUGGAACUAGCCAGCUGUCGGCUGUGCCUUCGGUUCCAUCCGAAGACGCAAAUGUUUUCCGUUGAUGGCUCAAUGUGCGGUCAAACCUUAUCCAGUAUUAUCCUGCAAACGCUUAGAGUUCGUGUAAAACCACUGGAAUUUCUGCAGCAUAUUUGUCUCGGGUGUUUCGUCAAACUGGACAUGAUUAGGACAAUGCAAAACCAAUGUCUCAUGCGAGAUGUAACCUAUCGUUCGCUAGAAUUGAAAACGAUCCUGUUAGAAUCCGUCCCCACAGCAAAACAGGUGAAGCAGGAACCUGUUUCACUGGAGGCAACUGCACAGGAAGAGAGCUGUGAACUGGCAUUUGAAGUUACGAUAAAAGAAGAGACGGAUUGUGUGCAGCUCACCAGUAACCCAAAACCAAAAAUGGUUUCGAAACUCGGUCGAGCGAAGAAUGCCACUAAAAGGAAGAAGUAUAAACCAAGGAAGAAAGGCAAAGUCCUGCGGGAAUUACCGCCCAAACAGGUAAGAUUGAUUUCGAUUUGCGCUAAAACUUGCUACAUUUGUAGUACCAAAAUUCUGUUCACCACUACUGAUGAGUUGUACAGUCAUCUAACGGAGAAGCAUGCUGGUCAGAUUGAUUACGUUUGCGAACUUUGCGAGGGACGGAAGUUUCCGUUGGUUUCGAAUUACAACACACACCUCAGUCUGCACGAUCCGGUUGAACGUCCACUGAAGUGCAAUUUCUGUACCAUACGAUACUCGACAAAGAAGGGACUGAUGGUACACGAAAAUCGACUACACGGAACGAACCACCCGCUGCCAAAACUAUGUAAACCUAAAAAGAUGCAGGCACAGUGCGAACAGUGUGGUAAAAUUUUCCCGUCAAUGGGACGCGCUAGAGAGCACAAACUGGUAGAGCACGAAAAUGGUGUAGCAGCGCAGUGUAAAAUCUGUCUCAAGACGUUCGUGACGAUUGCCAACCUGCGACGGCACAUGAUAGUUCACAGUCAGGAACAUCCGUACGAAUGUAACAUUUGCGGGGUACGCUACCGAGUUAGUACGGAUUUGAGCAAACAUGUUCUUUCCGAUCAUCAGGGUAAGACUGCUUAUCACUGCAAGGCAUGCAACGUUUCCUUUGAGACUAAAAACCAGUACUAUAGACACAGAAAUCAGGUGCACACCAAGCCGACUCGGAAGCCUUACCGCUGCCGGCUCUGCCCGGAGGUUCCUUUGACCAGUCGUGAUCUUACCGUUCACAUCGAAAACAGCCACCCGACUGACGAUUACCCAUACAAGCGGUGUGCGGACUGUCCGGCUAAGUUUUUUACCGGGAUGUCGCUUGGUGUGCACGAGCGUACGAAGCAUGGAAAACCCGGCAAGGGAGGAUUGCCCUACCCGACGUCGUAUGUAUGCGAUCUGUGUGGGAAGAAGUACAAAAACAAAAACAGUCUCAAAAUUCACAUGGCAAAUGUGCACGACGGCGAGCGGAUGUUCGCGUGUGAUGUUUGCGGCAAGCAGUUCGCCUUCCGCAGCAACUUGUCCCGCCAUCAGCAAAUGCACAAGGAGGUGAAGCGGUUCUCGUGUGACUUCUGCGAGCGAACCUUCGCGCAGAAAACGGCCAUGAUGAAUCACCGGCGGAAUAUUCACACCGGCGAGACGGCGUUCGACUGUCCGGUUUGCGGGGCUGGCUUCAAAGAAAGCUCGACCUACUAUCGGCAUAAGGCCGCCUGCAAGCAGAACUCGACACAGGGGAGUGGUUGAUGACUGGAAGCUACAUGAGCUCUAUGACACAUACUUUUCAAGGAUUAAAGAUCGAAUAAGUUCUAAAAGUGUAGUUUUUUAUUUUUUCAAACUUGAUAUGUAUUGAAGCCAAUAUACACAACCAUAUCACAAA